AUUGAGCCAGCGAGGAGUGAAGCUGAGCCUGGCCUCACACGCUCCUAGAGGACCGCCUCCUGGGACAGAGUUCUCUUUGCCCCUUCCUCCUUCUCCAAGCUCCUCUCCUGGCCUCCCUACCUGCCCAAUACAAUGCAUAGUUGAGUGGCAGCCCCAGAGAACUGAAGCAAACCAAAGAGAGAGGACUGGAGGCAAGACACUCUGGUGGGGGAGCUUGGAUGCCUGGCUUUCUUUAAGGACAUCUUUGGAGCGAGGGUGGCUUUGGGGUGGAGGGUUGUGCUGCAGGCAAUCCAGCCAGGUCCCACGAUGGACACUUCUGGGCACUUCCAUGACUCGGGGGUGGGGGACCUGGAUGAAGAUCCCAAAUGUCCCUGUCCAUCCUCCGGGGAUGAGCAACAGCAGCAACAGCAACCGCCGCCACCGCCAGCGCCUCCAGCAGCCCCCCAACAGCCUCCAGGACCCUUGCUGCAGCCUCAGCCUCCGCAGCUUCAGCAGCUUCAGCAGCAGCAGCAGCAGCAGCAGCAGCAGCAGCAGCAGCAGCAGCAGCAGCAGCAGCAGCCACCGCAUCCCCUGUCUCAGCUUGCCCAACUCCAGAGCCAGCUUGUCCAUCCUGGCCUGCUGCACUCCUCUCCCACGGCUUUCAGGGCUUCCCCUUCGGCCAACUCCACCGCCAUCCUCCACCCUUCCUCCAGGCAAGGCAGCCAGCUCAAUCUCAAUGACCACUUGCUUGGCCACUCUCCAAGUUCCACAGCCACAAGUGGGCCUGGUGGAGGCAGCCGGCACCGGCAGGCCAGCCCCCUGGUGCACCGGCGGGACAGCAAUCCCUUCACGGAGAUCGCCAUGAGCUCCUGCAAGUACAGCGGUGGGGUCAUGAAGCCCCUCAGCCGCCUCAGCGCCUCCCGGAGAAACCUUAUCGAGGCUGAGCCUGAGGGCCAGCCCCUCCAGCUCUUCAGCCCCAGCAACCCCCCAGAGAUUAUCAUCUCCUCCCGGGAGGAUAACCAUGCCCACCAGACUCUGCUCCAUCACCCCAAUGCUACCCACAACCACCAGCAUGCUGGCACCACUGCCAGUAGCACCACCUUCCCCAAAGCCAACAAGCGGAAAAACCAAAACAUUGGCUAUAAGCUGGGACACAGGAGGGCCCUGUUUGAAAAGAGAAAGCGACUGAGUGACUAUGCUCUGAUUUUUGGGAUGUUUGGAAUUGUUGUUAUGGUGAUAGAGACCGAGCUGUCUUGGGGUUUGUACUCAAAGGAUUCCAUGUUUUCGUUGGCCCUGAAAUGCCUUAUCAGUUUAUCCACCAUCAUCCUGCUUGGUUUGAUCAUCGCCUAUCACACACGGGAGGUCCAGCUCUUCGUGAUUGACAAUGGGGCAGAUGACUGGCGGAUAGCCAUGACCUAUGAACGCAUCCUGUACAUCAGUCUGGAAAUGCUGGUGUGUGCCAUCCACCCUAUUCCUGGUGAAUACAAGUUCUUCUGGACUGCACGCCUGGCCUUCUCCUACACCCCUUCACGGGCAGAGGCCGACGUAGACAUCAUCCUGUCCAUCCCCAUGUUCCUGCGCCUGUAUCUGAUCGCCCGUGUCAUGUUGCUGCACAGCAAGCUCUUCACCGAUGCCUCAUCCCGCAGCAUUGGGGCCCUCAAUAAGAUCAACUUCAACACCCGCUUUGUCAUGAAGACCCUCAUGACCAUCUGCCCUGGCACGGUGCUGCUGGUAUUCAGCAUCUCACUGUGGAUCAUCGCUGCCUGGACUGUGCGAGUCUGUGAAAGGUACCAUGACCAGCAGGAUGUAACUAGUAACUUUCUGGGUGCCAUGUGGCUCAUCUCCAUCACGUUCCUUUCCAUUGGUUAUGGGGACAUGGUGCCCCAUACAUACUGUGGGAAAGGUGUCUGUCUUCUCACUGGCAUCAUGGGUGCGGGCUGUACUGCUCUGGUGGUGGCUGUGGUGGCCCGGAAGCUGGAACUCACCAAAGCAGAGAAGCAUGUCCACAACUUUAUGAUGGACACUCAGCUCACCAAACGGAUCAAGAACGCUGCAGCGAACGUCCUCCGGGAAACAUGGCUAAUCUACAAACACACAAAGCUGCUGAAGAAGAUUGACCAUGCCAAGGUCCGGAAACACCAGAGGAAGUUCCUCCAAGCCAUCCACCAACUGAGGAGUGUCAAGAUGGAGCAGAGGAAGCUAAGUGACCAAGCCAACACCCUGGUUGACCUUUCCAAGAUGCAGAACGUCAUGUAUGACUUAAUCACGGAACUCAAUGAUCGAAGUGAAGACUUGGAGAAGCAGAUUGGCAGCCUGGAGUCCAAGCUGGAGCACCUCACGGCCAGCUUCAAUUCCCUGCCCGUGCUCAUCGCAGACACCCUGCGCCAGCAGCAACAGCAGCUCCUGACCACCUUCAUAGAGGCCCGGGGCAUCAGUGUGGCAGUGGGAACUAGCCACGCGCCACCAUCCGACAGCCCAAUCGGGGUCAGCUCCACCUCCUUCCCAACCCCAUACACAAGUUCAAGCAGUUGCUAAAUAAAACAACCCCUCUCCAGAAGCA
Nannospalax galili (Upper Galilee mountains blind mole rat) is the source of this 2539-nucleotide messenger RNA. It is a transcript of the gene Kcnn3, whose product is annotated as potassium calcium-activated channel subfamily N member 3. Gene Ontology annotation, cellular component: neuronal cell body; plasma membrane; neuron projection. Gene Ontology annotation, molecular function: small conductance calcium-activated potassium channel activity; calmodulin binding. Gene Ontology annotation, biological process: potassium ion transmembrane transport. The record is from RefSeq and is a predicted model, not a curated record. Bases 307 to 2514 code for a protein of 735 amino acids. The transcript has 8 exons. NCBI's taxonomy places the organism in Eukaryota, Metazoa, Chordata, Mammalia, Rodentia, Spalacidae.